Molecule: messenger RNA, 1581 nt
Organism: Lolium perenne
Lineage: Eukaryota; Viridiplantae; Streptophyta; Magnoliopsida; Poales; Poaceae
Product: F-box protein At2g26160
Molecular function (GO): protein binding
Source: RefSeq, a predicted model, not a curated record
UUUAUUUUCCAGUCGCUCGGACCCUAUUUCCUUCCCUCUGUCGACGCCCCGACGGCGAGACCCCAAUUCUCCCUUCCAGUCCCCUUCACACCCACGGUCAGUCCGGCGAUGUGAGAGACUCUUCCCAAGCCCCCCUCCUCCGCCGGAGGCCGAAUCGGUUCCCCAACCCUCCUACUUGCACUAUGGAAGCUGCACAGUCUACGCCUUGGUCAGAUCUUCAGCCGGAACUCCUAGGCCUUGUUCUUAGGCACCUCCCCUCCCUGGCUGAUCGUGUUCGUCUGAGAGCAGUCUGUCGCCCAUGGCGCUCUAAUAGCAUGUCGCAGCCUCUUCCUCUCCCAUUCCCAUGGCUCACCCUUCCCGAUGGUACCUUCCUCAGCAUUCCAGCAAAUGAAAUUCACCGCGUACCUAUACCAGAUGGUGCUUGUGUCCAGGGCUCCAUUGACAACUGGCUAUUCCUCAUGCACAAGAGCUCCAUGGACAAUCAUAAUGUGUGCUCAUUGAUGAAUCCUUUCUCCAAGGCCACGCUGGAGCUUCCUGAUCUAGUCGCUGUUUGGAAGCAUCAGACAAGUUACUACUCUCAUCGUAAACCAUUUUUUUAUAAGUUGGUGGUUCCCUCGCCCCUGGACUCAUCACCUGAUUCCCCUGUUGCUGCACUAAUCAUGGAUGAUGGAAAUUCACAUAUACUUUGUAUUAGCCAGCCACCAAUUGCCACUUCCUCGCUCAGAGCCAGAAGUAAUAAGGAUCCACGACUGUACCUCAGUGAUGUUGUAUUUUUCAACAGAAAAUUGUAUGGGUUGCAUGGGUCUGGCAAGCUUUACAUCAUUGAUCUGGACAAUGACCUUGGUAUAUCAUCCAUCGAGUGCAUAAUUGACGCUUUGGGCGAUAUAAGUGGAAUACCUCAACACUUGUCCGGAAUGGUGUAUAUGUCGAGAGAGUAUCUUGUUGAAUGUGGUGGUAAACUGUUGAUGGUGAUAAGAUGGUUUAACCUCAUGCCAAAACCAACAGAUGAUGAUGAUGUCUUUGAAAAUACACGCACUGUUGCACUUCAGGUCUUUGAGGCAGACUUGUGCAGCAGCCCUAAUCGAUGGAGAAGCGCUACUGAGUUGGGUGGCCAUGCACUCUUUGUUGGUCAACGUAGCUCGAAGUCCCUGCCUGCUAGAGAAUGCAGUGGGUAUCAUGAGGAUUGCAUCUACUUCAUGUUUGACUAUGACUGGCCGACCUCUUCUGCAAAUCCUCUUCGCGACUCUGGUGUGUACAACAUCAGGAAUGGCACAAUAGCGCCAUUGAUGUCAGGGACAUCAGCAGCAUCGCUGCAUCGUGUUGGGCAGUGGCGUCCGACAUGGUUCUUCCCUCCUGAAGCUGUUUGGUCAAUCCAGUCUGGGUUCUGCUCAUCUUUUAUUCUAGCGAUCUGUUACUGUAUUUCUUUAGUAGUAUGAUCCUUUACACCUCAAAGUGAUCUCAUGGAUGAUCUUAUGUGGGAUUUAUUUGAAUGCACAGUCUUUCAUGAUAGCAACUUGUGUGCCAUUUUCAUGUGCUUGAACAAACAUUAUAACAUGAAGCUGAAGGAACUUGGGAGUCUUA